CUAACCUAAGACAAGCUUUUAUUUUUUAAGCUGGAAAAACCCUCUUCGAUGUAUUGGGGAGAUUGGGUUUUACACCAGUCUUUCUAGGGAACCCUCAAGUAUAAAAAGCCGUUGACUUGGGCCUAGUGAUCAACCAUUCGAUGAUCAUCAAUCGAACUAAACAUUUUUAGAUUUUCGUCCUCAAAGAGAAAUCAUGGCCACUCGUCCUAUCUUGUUGAUGUUGUGUGUUGUUUUGUCUCUCCUGGCCAUCACUGUUGUGGUUGAAGGAGCUCCGCGCAACCGUCGCCAUCUCGAGGCAAUUUUGAGCGGACUGUUGGGAACUCGUUACGGUUACGGUAAUCCGUAUGAUGGCGGUUAUGGGUACGGUGGAUAUGGUGCCGAGUACGCAGAAUACGGUCCUGGUGAAGAAGGAUAUUAUGGCUACGCUGGCGACUAUGAUCGACAGCCCGCCAGCAGCGCACCGAUAACUAUUGAGAUUGAAGCCAAAUAGAAAGCCUUGAAUAUGUGUUCAUUCUAAAACAAUAAGGUCUAUAACGAAUUUUUAAAAAUGUUGUUUCAAAAACGUGAAAAUACAUGGUUAACAAAGCAA
This is a messenger RNA of Daphnia magna, 589 nucleotides long. Its product is annotated as sulfur globule protein CV2. Bases 194 to 490 code for a protein of 98 amino acids. NCBI's taxonomy places the organism in Eukaryota, Metazoa, Arthropoda, Branchiopoda, Diplostraca, Daphniidae. The record is from RefSeq and is a predicted model, not a curated record. The transcript is spliced from 3 exons.